Messenger RNA from Colletotrichum aenigma, 2511 nucleotides. RefSeq lists its product as uncharacterized. The record is from RefSeq and is a predicted model, not a curated record. The transcript has a single exon. Bases 1 to 2511 code for a protein of 836 amino acids. Lineage: Eukaryota; Fungi; Ascomycota; Sordariomycetes; Glomerellales; Glomerellaceae.
AUGCGACAGCCAGACCCCGACAUCGACGACAUCCCGCCCCCGCCAUAUUCAGAGACGGACAUCUACUCUACCGCCGGGCGCAGCUCAAAUACCAACAACACCAACGCUUCAGCUUCACCGCGCAUCCCGUCCGACGAUGCCGCCUCGCGCGUCUCGUCCCACACCUCCUCCCACAGCGAAGUCAUCUACACCCCGCCGCUGACCCCGCGCACAAACACCACCCAGCCGCACUCGCGCCACGACUCCUCCCUCUCCAGCGCCAACGCCAGCAUUGCAAACCACCCCGCAUCGUCAACGACGGCGUACUCGGACUUUUCGGCAGCAUAUUUCGACUCCCGCCCGCCGCCGCCGUCCCGCUCCCCGCGCGAGCAGCUCGUCCACACAAUCGCCAUCACCCUCACAACGACCCCGGACGACGUCCCGUACGCGCCCACCUGGGCCGCCCGGGAUGUCACGCAGCAGGAUUGGGCCACGUUCAUCAACGUCCUGAUCCCCCACCACGCCGCCGCCCGCAAUGAGGCCGUCAUCAACCGCAAGCUGCAGGCCGAAGAGGAGGCCCUCGCCGCCGCUGCUGCUGCGGCAAAUUCUAGUGGGGACAGUGUGAACGGGCAGAGCACCGGCAGCAACAGCAGCCACCAUGCCUCCGCGCAAUUGGAGCAGAUCCGCUCCGACCCAGAGACGGACCCCGGCGCCGCGGCCGUGGGGGUGGGGCUGAGGAGGCAAGACGCGGAGGGCGUCGUCGCGCAAUGGAACGAGGGCUUCUUCGGUCCGAGGGGCAUGCUGGUUAGAUUGAGCCCGGAAGUGGAGGAGCUGCGGAUGCCCGGGGCGUGGGAUCAGUCUUUCGACCGCAACGUCGAUAGUCCCGCGUCGGCUGGACCCGGGGGCCCCGUGCCCUUCUCAGCACACGCUCACCAGGGAUCGGUCCCGCAGCAGCCUGCACCCUCUGGGUCCCGGAGCUGGAACUUUGCCGGUAUCAGGCUGAGCGAAGACGGCAUCUCUAUUGGAGACAGGUUCAUAGCGGAUAGCAACGGCAUCAGGCUGGGGAGUUUUAUUGCAGAUGAGAGAGGAAUCAGGUUCGGGAACAACCCCAACACCGCUACCCCCCGCGGGCAGCCAUACGUCGGACAGCAAUGGCAUCCCGCCGCGGCACAACCACCAAUCUUCCCUCCCGGCCCGUUCCCCCAAGGCCCUCACGCUCCUCCCCCAGGCCCGCCUCCCGACCAUCCGCUCUUCCAAGCGCACCGGGGCGGAGCCCACACCCGCGGCCGCGGCCGUCCUCCCGGACGAUACCCCGCCAACCAGCACCGCUCCCCCUCCUCCGACUCCUCGUCCUCCGCCGCGUCAACCUCCUCCUCCGACUCGGCCUCCUCCGUCGGCUCCCUGCCCGACUACGACGACCUCUACCCCGCGCAGCUGCCCAUCUACAAGCAGCGCGUGGCCGACUGGCUCGCGCACCCUGAUCAGCCCGUGACGCGGGCCGAGGUCUCGCAGCUGCGCUCCGAGAUCCGCUCCGCCAGGUCCUCGGCGCGGGAACAGGCAUCGUCUGCUACAGAGACACCCGCCGUUGUCGACGAGAGGGCGCUGAAGGCGGAGAUCAAGGCCCUGACGCAGGAAUGGCGCAAGCUCAAGCGCCAGCAGCGCGGCGUCCGCAGGGAGAAGCGCCGGGAGCGGCGGGCGAAGAGGCGUGAGGAAAAGAGGGAGCGCAGGGAGCAGAGGCGCGAGGAACGACGGAGCCGGAGGGAAGGCAGACGCAGCGGCGGCGGCGGUAGGGGACAACACCACCAACAACACCACCACCACGCACAUCAACACCAACACCAGUCCCCAACCUGGGGCGCGCCGCCGCCGUUCCCGCCUCCGGGAUUCCAUGUCCACGUCCCGCCGCCGGUAAUACACGCGGCGCCGAUCCCGCCAGUGCCACCCGUGCCGCCCAUCAACCCCCAACCGCCGAUGACGCAUACGCCGCCGGCUCCGAACAUGUGGGGCGUCCCGAACGGGCCCCAUCAGUACGGCGGGGGAUUCCAUCCCUGGGCGGGCGGCUUCGGGCGAGGGUGGGACGGCCGCGGCCGCGGACGCGGAGACGCUUUCAAUGGUGGGUUCCCCGGGGCGUGGCCCGCGGCAACAGAGCGAGUGGGCGGCGUCGAGCCAGCAUCACCGAGCACGCCGCAGCCACCGUCGUCGCAGUCCCUCUUCGACGCCGUGAAGGACAUGGAGAAGGACCUGGCGCAGAAGGUGGAGGAGCUGGACAAGUUCCGCCUGGACCAGAGAACCGAGGAGCUGGACAAUGCUUCCCUGGGGAGGGGCAGAGGACGCUGCGGCGGGGGGCGGGGCCGCGGGUUCGGUCGUUGGGGACGGGGCGGAGGAAGCUCGACGGGGGAGCAGACGGCGCAGCGGUUGAUUGAAGAGAUUGAUGAGAUAUCCAGGAACGUUGAGAAGCUCCGCGUCGAGGCGGAUGCCGAGUACGCGCGGGAGCUAGUCGCGGAGGAAGAAAGAAAAGCCGCCGGAUGGUGA